AUACCUCGUAAAUCUUCCGUUUCAAUGGUAAGGCCCGCGAUGUGAUUGGCGAUGACACUAUCGCAGUUUCAUCCAAUCAGUCGUCGAUAUCCAAGCCGCCGCAUUGCAACACUUCUAAAAAAUUAGGAAAAGCGGCAUCCAAGCGUUGCUCCAUGUGAUUGCGUAGCGAAUCCACCAACAGGAAGUCCAACGGAAGGAAGGAACUUUCCUGAGCCAAGGAGCAGCGCAAGUAAGACACAGGCAAAAGGGUCAAAAGAGCGGAGGCAAAUUGUCCAGGAAAUACAACGACAACUUGCAAAGACUAUAAGCAAUGUCUUCGGCCAGAGACCUUAUCAAAGUCGACAUAGAAUGGGGCAUGGAGCGCCUGGUGCGAGCUCAGCAAGUGGUGGAGCUGCGGCCCUAUGACAUCGAGUCCUGGAGUGUCAUGAUCCGCGAGGCCCAAACGCGGCCAAUCCACGAAGUACGCAGCCUUUACGAGUCGCUAGUUAAUGUGUUCCCGACAACCGCUCGGUACUGGAAGCUAUACAUUGAGAUGGAGAUGCGCUGCCGGUACUACGAACGCGUAGAGAAACUUUUCCAACGCUGCCUAGUCAAGAUUUUAAACAUCGACCUAUGGAAGCUCUAUCUUACCUACGUGAAGGAAACCAAGUCGGGUCUAAGCACUCACAAAGAAAAAAUGGCCCAGGCUUAUGAUUUUGCACUGGAGAAAAUCGGCAUGGAUCUACACUCGUUCAGCAUCUGGCAGGAUUACAUAUACUUUCUGCGGGGCGUUGAAGCAGUGGGCAACUAUGCUGAGAACCAGAAGAUCACAGCAGUGCGCCGCGUAUAUCAAAAGGCGGUAGUCACACCUAUCGUGGGCAUCGAGCAGUUGUGGAAGGACUAUAUCGCAUUCGAGCAAAACAUAAACCCUAUUAUAUCAGAGAAGAUGAGUCUGGAGCGAUCUAAGGAUUACAUGAACGCCCGCCGUGUUGCCAAAGAGUUGGAAUACCACACAAAGGGUCUCAAUCGCAACCUGCCAGCCGUCCCGCCCACACUCACAAAGGAGGAGGUGAAGCAAGUGGAGCUGUGGAAGCGCUUUAUCACGUAUGAGAAGUCUAAUCCGUUGCGCACUGAAGAUACGGCCCUAGUCACCCGUCGCGUCAUGUUCGCCACAGAGCAAUGUUUGCUGGUGCUCACCCACCACCCGGCAGUGUGGCACCAGGCUUCCCAAUUCCUGGACACCAGUGCUCGCGUGCUCACCGAGAAAGGCGUGCGUACUAGUGUUGAAAACAUUUCACCUAUUCUCUGCGUUACUGUAGUGAAUCAAAUAGAGCGGGUUAUGCCCUUUGCUUGGUGGUGGGCAAAGGACGUCCAGGCGGCCAAGAUUUUUGCGGACGAGUGCGCUAAUAUACUGGAGCGGUCUAUAAACGGCGUGCUAAACCGAAAUGCGUUGCUAUAUUUUGCCUAUGCGGACUUUGAAGAAGGACGGCUAAAGUACGAGAAGGUGCACUCCAUGUACAACAAGCUGUUACAGUUGCCAGACAUUGAUCCCACAUUGGUCUAUGUUCAGUACAUGAAGUUCGCCCGUCGUGCUGAGGGGAUCAAGUCGGCCCGUAGCAUUUUUAAGAAAGCUCGAGAGGACGUAAGGUCGCGCUAUCACAUUUUCGUGGCCGCUGCUUUGAUGGAGUACUAUUGCUCAAAGGACAAAGAAAUUGCGUUCCGCAUCUUCGAGCUGGGAUUGAAGCGUUUUGGUGGCAGUCCAGAGUAUGUGAUGUGCUACAUUGACUACCUGUCCCAUCUAAACGAGGACAAUAAUACGCGCGUCCUGUUUGAACGGGUACUUAGUUCAGGUGGUUUGUCGCCGCACAAGAGUGUUGAGGUCUGGAAUCGCUUCCUCGAGUUCGAGUCUAAUAUUGGGGAUCUCUCCAGCAUCGUUAAGGUCGAACGUCGCCGUAGUGCCGUUUUCGAGAACCUUAAAGAGUAUGAGGGCAAGGAGACCGCCCAGCUGGUUGACCGCUACAAAUUUCUGGACCUUUACCCCUGCACCAGCACCGAGCUCAAGUCAAUAGGAUAUGCUGAGAAUGUGGGCAUUAUACUGAACAAGGUGGGUGGUGGAGCUCAAAGCCAGAACACCGGAGAGGUCGAGACAGAUAGCGAGGCAACGCCACCGCUGCCACGUCCAGAUUUCUCCCAGAUGAUUCCAUUUAAGCCGCGUCCAUGUGCUCAUCCUGGUGCCCAUCCACUUGCAGGUGGUGUAUUUCCGCAACCGCCAGCUCUGGCCGCUUUGUGCGCCACCCUGCCUCCACCGAACUCCUUCCGUGGACCGUUCGUUAGCGUAGAGCUACUAUUCGAUAUCUUCAUGCGUCUCAAUCUUCCGGACUCCGCACCGCAACCGAAUGGAGACAACGAAUUGUCGCCUAAGAUCUUCGAUCUGGCUAAGUCGGUUCACUGGAUCGUGGACACAAGCACGUAUACGGGGGUGCAGCACAGUGUUACGGCCAUUCCACCGCGCCGGCGACGACUGCUGCCUGGAGGCGAUGAUAGUGACGACGAGCUGCAGACCGCUGUGCCGCCCUCCCACGAUAUAUAUCGCCUGCGGCAGCUAAAGCGUUUCGCCAAGUCUAAUUAAGGAACGUUAAAAAACAUAUUUUCACUUUUUUCUUUCAAUUUAUGUAUUUACAAGAAAUCCAAUAAAGCAAACCACAUUAA
This is a messenger RNA of Drosophila mauritiana, 2688 nucleotides long. It is a transcript of the gene su(f), whose product is annotated as protein suppressor of forked. NCBI's taxonomy places the organism in Eukaryota, Metazoa, Arthropoda, Insecta, Diptera, Drosophilidae. Gene Ontology annotation, biological process: mRNA 3'-end processing. Gene Ontology annotation, cellular component: nucleus. The record is from RefSeq and is a predicted model, not a curated record. Bases 311 to 2608 code for a protein of 765 amino acids. The transcript has 9 exons. Gene Ontology annotation, molecular function: mRNA binding; protein binding.